Drosophila subobscura is the source of this 1337-nucleotide messenger RNA. RefSeq names its product mediator of RNA polymerase II transcription subunit 6 (gene MED6). The transcript is spliced from 4 exons. Gene Ontology annotation, biological process: regulation of transcription by RNA polymerase II. The record is from RefSeq and is a predicted model, not a curated record. NCBI's taxonomy places the organism in Eukaryota, Metazoa, Arthropoda, Insecta, Diptera, Drosophilidae. Gene Ontology annotation, cellular component: core mediator complex; mediator complex. The coding region runs from base 481 to 1257 and encodes 258 amino acids. Gene Ontology annotation, molecular function: transcription coactivator activity.
GGAAUAAAAAAAAAAAAAGAACUUACAGCAUAAACAAAAUCGAGUCGAAACAAAAACAGCGCGUUGGACUUGUUUGUUGUGUGGACGGUGCAUACGGAUGGGCAUGGAGCGUGCAGAUCGCAGAACACAUUAGAAUCCCCAGCUUGAUGAUUCACUUACAAUAUUAUCGCGGAGUUUUUAAGAGCGGAGCAGGCAAUUUCCUCUACGCGACAGCGGGACUAAAUUAUUUAUUACACAACAAAUAAAUCAAAAAAAAGCAUCAGUGCAUUGCUAACGUGUAAAAGUGGCAGCGUUCUGCUAAAAAUAGGUUGUAAACAAACCGAGAAAUAGGAAAGAAGCGCGCGCACAGCGUCAUUGACCCACUAAAUUGCCUUUGUCAUUGCCAACGUCGUCGCCGGCUAAAGAACGCGCAAAACCCAACCAAAGCGAAGACAAGUGCAAGAGUCGUUGCAGUAGUAGUAGCACGUGCAGUUGGCAGCCAUGGCGAACCGACAAAUGGCACAAGCCAAUGCCAAUGCGCCCGAGAACCAUCUGCGGCUGUCCUGGCAUGACACCCAGAUGAUGGCCACCCUGAGCCCACAGACUGUCAUGGACUACUUCUGCCGCAAGUCCAAUCCGUUCUAUGAUCAUUUGUGCAACAACGAGACGAUACGGAUGCAGCGUCUGGGGCCCGAGCACUUGCACAACAUGAUUGGACUGGAGUACAUUUUGCUGCAUGUGGCCGAGCCUAUUCUCUAUGUGAUACGCAAACAGCAUCGUCAUAAUCCCUCGGAAGCGACACCCAUUGCCGACUACUACAUAAUUGGAGGCACAGUUUACAAGGCGCCCGACUUGGCAAACGUCAUCAAUGCACGCAUUCUCAACACCGUCGUCAAUCUGCAGUCUGCCUUCGAGGAGGCCAGCAGCUAUGCACGAUAUCACCCCAACAAGGGAUACACUUGGGAUUUUUCAUCCAACAAAGUUUUGUCCGACAAAUCCAAGGCGGAUAAAAAAGAUGCCAGUGCUGUGAAGGACGAGAAUAGCGGCACUCUGUUCCAGAAGCAACGUGUGGACAUGUUGCUGGCUGAAUUAUUGCGCAAAUUUCCACCGCCCAUUCCUCCCAUGCUGCAGAAUCUCCAGCAGCAGCCCUCGGCAGCAGGGGAUGAGAUGACACCCGGCGGUAUCAAUGCAACCGAAAUGAACAACGCCACGGGUCCGCUGGACAUCAAAACAGAGGGUGUGGACAUGAAGCCUCCACCCGAAAAGAAGUCCAAGUGAUUAUGUUAGAGUGUAUUUUUGUCGACGGUUGUGUGGAGAAGUAAAGUACACUGGAACUUAGGUCUAGCUAGGAUAGAGUA